Molecule: messenger RNA, 894 nt
Organism: Capsella rubella
Lineage: Eukaryota; Viridiplantae; Streptophyta; Magnoliopsida; Brassicales; Brassicaceae
Product: probable thiol methyltransferase 2
Exons: 6
Coding region: 453-752 (99 amino acids)
Molecular function (GO): S-adenosylmethionine-dependent methyltransferase activity
Source: RefSeq, a predicted model, not a curated record
AUUUGACAAUUCAACUCUUUCUAGAUUUUAUUGUUACUGAAAUAUAUUUCUAUGUUGGAGAAAAUUCUAAGCAGUUCGGGUCAUAUAAUAAUAUACAAGUUUGGUUAUACAAUUCAUGAAGCAAAACAUCAACUUCCCAUUCUGUUUCUAAACGCAGUGAUCUACCAAUGGAGAUCAUGGUGGGUGGGAAAAGCUAUGGGUAGAAGGAAAAACACUUUGGGAUUAAGGAGAAGCGACUCCCCUUGUUGUUCAUCUCUGCGAAACGGGUUCAUUACCUAAUGGAAGAGCUUUAAUUCCCAGAUGUGGAACCGGCUAUGAUGUGGUUGUGAUGGCAAACUCUGACCGUCAUGUUGUUGGACUUGAUCUUUCGAAAACCUCAGUAGAAAGAUAAACCACGGUUUGUGGUCUAGAUUUUAUCAGUUGGUGGAUGCUUGAAAAUAUGUGAAAAGUUGAUGUUUAAAUCUCAAAUGCAGAUGUUCUCUACAUUGCCUAAUUCAAAACAUUUCACCUUCUUGCAAGAAGACUUUCUUCACUUGGGAGCCAACAGUGAAAUUCAACCUCAUUUUCGACUACAAGUAGAUGAUCAUGUUGGAGGACCUCCUUACCAAGUAUCAGUAUCAGCCUAUGAAGAGCUUUUGGUUCCCUUAGGGUUUGAGGUAAUCUCUAUAGUGGAUAACCAACUUGUUCCAGAUACACGAAAGGGAAUGGAAAAAGUUGGCAGGUGGAGGAAGAAGAAGAAGAAGUCUUUGUAAUGAAUCCCCUCAAUGUCGUCUCUUAUGCAUAUAUGGCUCUUCUAUACUAAACACAAUCAAUAAAGAUUACAUUAUAGUGCACAUCUGAAAUGGGUCCAAACGUUACAUAUUGUAAUAAUAAAAUGAGGAAGCAAUGUCUAAA